This is a messenger RNA of Oncorhynchus nerka (sockeye salmon), 2901 nucleotides long. Its product is annotated as POU domain, class 2, transcription factor 2-like. Gene Ontology annotation, molecular function: RNA polymerase II cis-regulatory region sequence-specific DNA binding; DNA-binding transcription factor activity, RNA polymerase II-specific. Lineage: Eukaryota; Metazoa; Chordata; Actinopteri; Salmoniformes; Salmonidae. The coding region runs from base 131 to 2221 and encodes 696 amino acids. The record is from RefSeq and is a predicted model, not a curated record. The transcript is spliced from 16 exons. Gene Ontology annotation, biological process: regulation of transcription by RNA polymerase II. Gene Ontology annotation, cellular component: nucleus.
CAAAUAUUCUUACUACCAAACAUAUUUUGAAACGUCUACCUGGAAAGCAUACGAAGAAAGGCAACAAAGAAGAGAAGACAAGCGCAAUUCGAAGAAAACUGCAAAUAAAAACCAAGAACGACAGCGGAUCAUGUUUGUUCCCUUGCCGGUGCCGUUCGUCUUUCAGAGAACUGCUUCCGACUUCAGCGCCUGGCGUCUCAAGUCCCCGCUGGCUCUACGCUCCAGCUCCGAUAUCAGGAUGUCAAAACCAGCAGAGGAUGAGAAGCCUGGGACAGACUUUCCAGGGGAGAGCACAGACUCAGAGAGGAACAGUCCCGAUGCAAAUGAUCAGGUUCAGCCAAUGAAAACGAGUCCCUUCAGUCUUUCUCCUUCCUUGAGCAACACCAAGAGUAAAAGUGAGGCUGGCCCUGAGAUGACCUCCACCCAUGUGCCGCCUCCCUCCCAGCAGCAGACACCUCACCCUCACACACAACUCAUGUUGGCAGGGAGUCAGCUGGCAGGGCUGGCUGCCCUCUUGCCUGCGCAGCAGCAGCUGUUGCUUCAGCAGGCCCAGGCUCAACUCCUGGCAGCUGCCGUGCAGCAGUCCAACGCGGCUCACGCUGCUCAUGCCGCCCACGCAGCAGCCCAAGCCAAUCAGCAGCAGCAGCAACAACAGCAGCAGCAGCAGCAGCUGACCAAACAAGAGCAUGCCCAGCCUCAGCUCACGCUCUCUCAGCCUAUCCAGCUCACCGCCCAGGAUAUCCAGCAACUGUUGCAGCUGCAGCAGUUAGUCCUGAUGCCCGGCCAUCACCUGCAGUCUCCUCAGUUCCUCCUGCCUCAGGCCCAGGGACAACAGGGGCAGCAGGGUUUGCUCUCAACACCAAAUUUAAUUUCGCUACCUCAGCAUCAGCAAAGCCAGGGGAGUCUUCUAACUACUCCACCCAGGCUGGGACUGCAAGCACAGAGGGACAAGAGCGGGGACGGCGGCGUGACCUCCGGGGCCUCGGCCGCCCCCAUGACCUCGGUGACCUCUGGCCCGCACGGCGAGGAGCCAAGUGACCUGGAGGAGCUGGAGCAGUUCGCCCGCACCUUCAAACAGAGACGCAUCAAACUGGGCUUCACACAGGGUGACGUUGGCAUGGCAAUGGGGAAACUGUAUGGGAAUGACUUCAGCCAGACCACCAUCUCUCGCUUCGAGGCCCUCAACCUGAGCUUUAAGAACAUGUGCAAGCUCAAGCCUCUGCUUGAGAAGUGGCUAAACGAUGCAGAGACCAUGGCGAUAGACAACAUGCUUCCCAGCCCCAGCUCUCUCUCCUCCCCCAUGAUGGGGUUUGAGGGCAUGACGGGGCGCCGCAGGAAGAAACGCACCAGCAUUGAGACCAACGUCCGCGUGGCCUUAGAGCGCAACUUCAUCUCGAACCAGAAGCCUAACUCAGAGGAGAUCCUCCUGAUGGGAAAGCAGCUCAACAUGGAGAAGGAGGUGAUCCGGGUCUGGUUCUGCAACCGGCGCCAGAAAGAGAAACGCAUCAACCCCUGCAGUGCCACCCCUCCCCUGCCCAGCCAGUCCUCCCUUGUGACGCACAAACCCCCCUGCUACAACCCACACAUGAUGUCUAGUCAGGGGCUGCACCAGGCUGCCACCAGCCUCAGCACAACCGUGACCAGCCCAUCGCCCUCGGCAACCUGCCCUCUGACCCCCAGUGGCUCUGCAACUAUGAGCUCCGCCCCCUCCUCUGUGACUCCGCCUCCACACAGCACAGCCAGCAACGCCCCUCCCACCCUCAGUGCCCACAGCCUGAACACUGGUUCAUGGUAUGUGACGACAUGUGGUAUGUCAAGCUACCCCACCUGUUUUGCAGCAAAUCUCAGGAACACAAUGAUGGGAGUAAGCACAGGGAUGAACCAGGCUCUCAUCAGCAGCAAUCCCCUGGCCACAAUGCAAGCUCUGGCUGCCAGUGGUGGGCAGCUGCCCAUUUCCAGUCUUGAGGCCGGAGGUCAGAUGAUCCUGGGCGGGGCUGGGGUUCGCCCCUCCCUAUUCCUCAACCGCCACACCCUCCUGCCUAUGGCGUCCCACCAAGCCUGUGUGGGAUUGGUCGGCGGUCCCAGGGGCGACUCUCCGCCCCCCCGCGCCAGCGGCAUGGACGUCGACUCCUGCUCCGCCUCUCCCUGCUCCAGCCCUGCCUCCUUCUGCUCGUUCAGCGAAGCCUCACCGCCGCCGCUUGGUGGGGCCAUGGCCGAGUGACGACGACACAACCCAAAGGUUCCUGUCGGAAGGUGGAGGAGGAAGAGGAGUUUUAGUGGAGCUUUACAGAAACACCUCGCCUUUCAACCAAAGCCAUCUCUCUCUCCCUCCAUUUGUCGCCUUCGCUCUCUCUCCCGGAGUCUUUCAAAGCCAAAAAAUACACAGAUUGAAAGAGGAAGACGAGAGCGAGGAAGAAUGGAGAGGAGGAGAGAACAGGAGAACGGUGGAGAUUUAAACCAAAAAAAAUGAUCUAUCUAUACAGUUGGAGAGGUAGCAUUGUGGAACGUUUUGUCGGCAGUGAAUGCUAAUAUACAUUUACUCCUUUCUAUGGAAAAGAACAAAUGAGCUAAAAACAAACAGCUGAAAGAGGGCAGGGAUGACAACUGAACUAAGACUUUGUGUGAGAGAUGGGUGGCAAGGACAGGAAAGGAAGGACAGACUACAAGCUUCAGUGGAUGGAUGGAAAGAAAACCACAUUUGAAAAAACCUAGAAGGGAAAAACACACAGAGAUAAACAAUGACAAACAUGCCAAAAUCUCCAAAACCGAAAUACCAAAAACUGAAACCAAAAAAAAAAAAAACGGAGAGAAAAGCUUUACUUAAAAGACUUCUGAUUCUGAUCUGUUCAGGAUCAGCACAUCACCCACACUCAAAAGCAUGUAUGAUUUCAUCAUAAUAUU